Corythoichthys intestinalis (scribbled pipefish) is the source of this 3597-nucleotide messenger RNA. RefSeq names its product serine/threonine-protein kinase Nek8. The transcript has 15 exons. Lineage: Eukaryota; Metazoa; Chordata; Actinopteri; Syngnathiformes; Syngnathidae. Gene Ontology annotation, cellular component: cilium. The record is from RefSeq and is a predicted model, not a curated record. Gene Ontology annotation, biological process: animal organ morphogenesis; protein phosphorylation. Gene Ontology annotation, molecular function: ATP binding; protein kinase activity. Bases 43 to 2118 code for a protein of 691 amino acids.
CAAGGGAUACGACGGAAGUGUUGGCUCGCAGCCUCCGCCGCGAUGGAGAAGUACGAGAAAAUCAAAGUAGUCGGAAGAGGAGCAUUCGGGAUCGUCCACCUGUGUCGGCGGCGAAGCGACGGCGGCUUGGUGAUCCUGAAGGAGAUCCCGGUAGAGCAGAUGUCUCGGGACGAGCGCCUGGCGGCUCAGAACGAGUGUCAGGUGUUGAAACUGCUGAACCACCCUAAUAUCAUUGAGUACUACGAGAACUUCCUUGAGGACAAAGCGCUCAUGAUUGCCAUGGAGUACGCACCGGGUGGCACCCUGGCCGAUUACAUCCAGAAGCGCUGUAACUCCCUGCUGGAUGAGGACACCAUCCUUCACUUCUUUGUGCAGAUCCUGCUGGCAUUGUACCAUGUGCACAAUAAACUCAUCCUGCACCGGGACCUUAAGACGCAGAAUAUUCUGCUGGAUAAGCACCAAAUGAUAGUCAAAAUCGGCGACUUUGGCAUCUCCAAAAUCCUUGUCAGCAAAAGCAAAGCAUACACUGUUGUUGGGACUCCAUGUUACAUCUCUCCGGAGCUUUGCGAGGGAAAGCCGUACAACCAGAAAAGUGAUAUCUGGGCUCUAGGCUGCGUGCUCUAUGAGCUGGCGAGUCUGAAGAGAGCCUUUGAGGCCGCUAACCUUCCCGCCUUAGUGCUGAAAAUCAUGAGUGGCACAUUCGCCCCUAUCUCAGACCGCUACAGCCCGGAACUGCGUCAGCUCAUCCUCAACAUGCUCAACUUAGAUCCGUCUAAGCGGCCUCAACUCAAUGAAAUUAUGGCACUCCCGAUCUGUAUACGCCCCCUACUCAAUCUAUACACAGACAUCGGCAACGUCAAGAUGCGCAGGAUUGAGAAACCACUAUCCACUGUCCAGACCGGACCACAAGGCAGAAAUACAGGUCGGGUACCAACCAGCAGGUCCAGAGACGGCGCUAGCAAGUUGCAUUCCCUCCCACUGUCAUCAGUCUACACUUGGGGCAGCGGCAUCACUGCCCCGCUACGUCUGCCCAUGCUCAACACUGAGGUCCUGCAGGUGUCACUGGGACGCACUCAAAAGAUGGGUGUGACCAAAUCAGGGCGUCUCAUCACUUGGGAGGCGCCCUUGGUGGGGUCAGCCGAGAUGAGCCUGCCCGGCGUCGUGGAGCAAAUGCAGCCUCAGUUCAUUUCCCGUUUCCUGGAAGGCCAAUCUGGAGUCACCAUCAAGUCUGUUUCCUGCGGCGAUCUCUUCACCACCUGCAUGACAGACAGGGGCAUCAUCAUGACUUUUGGAAGUGGAAGCAACGGCUGCCUUGGCCACGGGAAUUUCAACGAUGUCACACAGCCCAAGAUCGUGGAAGCACUCCUUGGCUACGAACUAGUGCAGGUGUCAUGCGGUGCUUCUCACGUUCUCGCCAUGACCAACGAACGGGAAGUCUUUGCCUGGGGAAGAGGAGAGAACGGUCGACUCGGACUGGGCGCCCAGGACACUCACAACUGUCCCCAGCAGGUGUGCUUACCCCUCAAGUUUGAGCCUCAGAGAGUGCUGUGUGGUGUAGACUGCUCCAUGAUCAUAAGUGCUGGGAACAGCAUUGUGGCAUGUGGAAGCAACAGGUUUAACAAGCUGGGCCUGGACAAGAUAACGUCCGGGGAGGAGCCAAGUCCGCCAAACCAGGUGGAGGAAGUGCACUGCUUCACGCCCGUCCAGUCGGCGCCACUAAACAAGGAGAAGAUUGUUUGCAUUGACAUCGGCACAGCCCACUCUGUCGCCGUGACAGAGAUUGGCCAUUGCAUCACUUUUGGCAGCAACCAGCAUGGGCAGAUGGGCCGCAGUUCCCGGCGGGGCAGCCGCGUCCCCUACCUGGUGCCCAGUCUGCAGGGUGUGACCAUGGCAGCCUGCGGAGAUGCUUUCACGCUGGCCAUCACGUCUGAUGGCGAGGUGUACACGUGGGGAAAGGGAGCCCGCGGACGCUUGGGAAGAAAAGAGGAAGACUCGGGGGUACCGAAGGCGGUGCAGCUGGAUGAGAGCCACCCGUUCACCGUGACAUCAGUGGCUUGUUGUCAUGGCAACAGCCUGCUGGCAGUGAAACCUUUGCUCGAUGAAGCUGUCCCGAGAUGACUUCGUCAGGAGCCCAACUACAUUUAUCUCUGAACAUUCCCUUCGGCACCAAACUCUUACAGUUUACACCAUGAACAAAAAAUAUUAUUAAACCUCAAGGAGGUGAGUGUAGAAGAACAUUAUGAAUAGCUCUGAGAGUGUGUCUGCUUUGUGCAGUGGAAACCAAGAUGGGAACCUACAAAUCAUACAAAUAUGUAAAACUAAGGUAAGGUCCUGAUGGUGCAAACUCAUUUAUAUGAAUCCACACCGAGCAAGAAAAAAAGCUACGGAAAAACGCCUAUACCUCUUUUUAAACAUAGCUAUAUGUAAUUACAUAUGCAAUGUUCCUGCCAGAAGGCAUCGUUAUAGGGAAGUGAGAAGGAACAAAAUAAUCGCAUGCAAGUCACACUUAAAUCAACAUUUUCAAGCCGUGUUUAAAGGGACAGACGACAACUUUAUCAUUCGUGUUUUGAAUUUCAUUAUAAUGAUGUGUAAUAGUCAAUAUAAAAAUGUAAAUAAUAGCCAAUAUUUCUAUUAAGUGGCUGCCUAACAUGGGAGCAGAGACGGUGCUAGUUUAGCCAAUCAGAUAUGAGUAUCAGGGAUUGUCCACCUUUUUUUUUUUUUUUUUUUUUUUUUUUUUUUGUGAUUUUGCUUGAUUCCAUCAGUAUGUAUGUACGUGGUUAUAACUAAUGUCACAAAAUCGCUGCACUCGUGUUUUUUUUGUUGAAACAUUAUUCUCCCAGUUAUCAGAGGUGAAAGUUGCAUACUGAAAUACUUUGAGCAAUCAAGGUCCUUUAAGUGCCUGUGACAGGAUAAAAAAGUUUUAAAUAGCAUUAUUAUGUGAAUUAAAACAGACAGAGAUAUGCAAAAUGUCAUGAUUGUUUCAGUCUACUCCAAUAUUUUUACAGGAUAUUCUUUUUAUCGAAGUAUUUUUCACCAAUUGCUAAAUAAAUGGUCUAGUCAUGACAAAUAAGUCUUGUGCUAAAUGGAAUAUGAAAUAUUAUAAAUGGAUUAUUCAGUACGACAGGGCAAAAUUACUGCAUAAUGGUCAAAACCGCCGGCUUCUUGAACCUCCAGAACAGUAUUUUAUGCCACAGGAGUUAGUCUGCCUUUUAUCAUUUCCCUGCCCCGGCUUGGGAGACUGAGGAAAGAGCAUAAACAAAACAGGAGGCAUGACAGCUAGGCUAAGUGACAUGCUGACCCGAACCUAGCGUCUUUUCUAAGUCUUUUUCUCGCCUUUCAAAAAUGAAAAAUCGCACAAAACUACUCCAACUCAUGUCACACACGGCGGCAGGUUUGAUUCAGCGAUCGUCCAGCCCCGGCAAGUUUUGGCUAGCCCUAACCCAAAUUAUGCAACUUUAUAAUAUUUUUCUCCCAAAGCUUUUGUGAUGGGGAAUAAGACCUCUUUUACAUUCAGUUGAACUCUCAAUGUUAUCCAAGGGUGCUAAAAAUGUUACAUCAUAAACACACAUGUGCAACAUGAAAAUGGACACAUUCCAG